UGUGUAAUAAUUUUAUAUUCCAUUUUUUUUUUUUUUAAUUAUUUACGUCUAAUUUGAGUCUUACGGCGUAAAGCAAAGAUUUAAUAGUGAAACGGUAGUUUUGGAUUUAUUUAUUUAUACAAAUGUGUUUGUUAAAUUAAUAUUAUUUAUGCCAUUUUCCAAAUUCAAAUUUUAAAUAUAUUGACAUAAAUACGAAUCCUUGCAAUCAUAUAUCAUCAAAUAUACUAAAAGUGUAAUUGUCUCAGCAUAUAUUGGUUUUUUUGUAUUUUCUAAUUAAAAUGGCUGUAUGUAAAAUAUUUUAUAUUUUUGUUCUUUGGUUUAAUUUUUCUACAGCAUUAGAAUACAGGGAAUUAAAUUGUAAUUUCUCCAAGUACAUUUUGAAUUAUUUUAAACAUAAUGAAAAAUACUUGCUAAAAUUAGAAGAGGAAAAAACAAAUAUUUUGAUUAGUGAUUUACAAAUAUAUGGACGAGCUAUACAAUCUCAUGGUGAAAUUGUAAUUGCGAUGUUAGAAGCUUUAAGAUCAGAAGAUCGAGUAAAUUAUACAUCAUCUCUAAUGAAUGUAAAUUUAUACUUGAAUAACGUUUCAGGAUCUGUGGAGAUGAACUUUAAAAGUAAAAAUGGUAAAUUUGAUGAUUCGAAUAGAAUAUUAAAUUUACUAGAAGGAUUUUUGAUGAUACAUAAAGCUAUAGUAAAACGUUUGGAAUAUUUUGUGUACAAUACAUGUUCUGAUGUAUCUUUUGAGGAAGUAUUUACGAAUUGCCCAGAUUUCAAUAAGGAAAAAGAUUAUAGAAUUAAAUUUCUCCCUGAUAUAGUAGAAAAACUAAAAAACAGGUUGUCUAUUAAUGACUUGCAACUCAAAGAUGAAAGAUUGAAAUUAAAACACAGUGAAGUAUUUAGAAUAUUGCAAUUAGCAAUGAAAAAUGAUUGUCGAUGGGAUUUCCAUCCCAAAAAAUUGUUAUACUACGAUUUAAUGAUGGGACAGCAAAAAUUUGAUGAACGAAAUCUCAUGUCAGGUGUACAAUAUAGAAAAUUACCAGAAGUAAAAGAUUGUCGGGCCGUUAAUGUUUUAGACCAUUUAAAAUAUGCACCACUUAAAUAUAAGUGUCCCGAUGAUUCUUAUGUAACACUUUUUGACGUGUUUCGUUACAUGAAAUACAAUUUUGAUUCAAAUCAAUUACAAGGAUAUCAACAGCUAGUGUUAGCUUCAACUAUUAGGCCAAUUUUAUUAGUUUUCCGUAUGUAUAUAUCAUUUUUAAAGAGGAUUAAUGAUUUUUGCAAAUCUGUAUCGCAUAAUUAUAUUAAAAAUAAAAUGAAUGAAAUCCGUAAUAAAAUGGCAGAAAUUGGUCCAAUAAUAAUUAACCAAAUUAAAUAUUUUAAAGAUACAAAUCUUCUUCAACCACAACCGAUAAUCUAUUUAGAUAAACUUUGCAAUUAUAUUCGUACCAUUUGUUAUGGAGAUAUAUCUAAUAUAAAUCAUUUAUUGAAUUACAUAAUGUUAUCUACGAAGUGCUUUUUUCGAAAUAAUAUAUUAAAUGCUUAUGAUGGUUUAAUAAGGGAAUAUGAAAUUACAAAUUAUAACACUAUUGUUCAACUGUAUAACGAGUUUUCCCAACUUGUUGAUGUAAUGUCAACAUACAUAAUCGAAUUGGACAAAUACAAGGAAUCCCUUAUUGCAGUGAAUAAAACACGAAAUAUACAUUCUUUAUACUUCGGAAGAGUGUCUAAUGCCAUUUUUAAUCCCAAAUCAGCCAUGAUAAAUCGCUUAUGUAGCCAAAAUAUAUACACUGAAAUAUAUAAUAUGGAAAAUGCUGAAUCUAACGAUGAUGUAGAAAACAACAUUAAUAUGGUAAAUCAUGAUAAUGACAACGACGAAAAACAAACAGAUAACCAAAAUAUUGAUGAAACAUCAAAACUUAAGACUCCACUGCCAAAAUAUAUGAUCGAUUACAUUCUAUUCAUAUAAUAUUCAUAUUUACGGAUGGAAACUAAAAAAGUGCGUUUUUUUUUAUGUCUAUCCAUACAAAUUCUCAAUUCAAUACAAUUUUGAUGAUCAAUGCGUUAAAUGAACCGAUUUUAAUCUAGUUGAGCUAAUAGUCAUCAAAUAUUGGAAAAAAUCUCUUAAUUUUAAAAAUUUAAACUAGUAUAAAUAUAAUAAAUUGAAAUUUUUA
Daktulosphaira vitifoliae (grape phylloxera) is the source of this 2169-nucleotide messenger RNA. RefSeq lists its product as uncharacterized. The transcript is spliced from 3 exons. The record is from RefSeq and is a predicted model, not a curated record. NCBI's taxonomy places the organism in Eukaryota, Metazoa, Arthropoda, Insecta, Hemiptera, Phylloxeridae. The coding region runs from base 279 to 1964 and encodes 561 amino acids.